Molecule: messenger RNA, 1707 nt
Organism: Prosopis cineraria
Lineage: Eukaryota; Viridiplantae; Streptophyta; Magnoliopsida; Fabales; Fabaceae
Product: pre-mRNA splicing factor SR-like 1
Cellular component (GO): precatalytic spliceosome
Source: RefSeq, a predicted model, not a curated record
GUUCGACUUAACCAUCUGAUACCAUUUAGGAUCCGGAGCCGCCUUUUUGCAAUCCAUCUUCCCGUCGCGUUUCACGAUUGAAUACCAAAUCGAGCAGCGGAUCCCGGCGACUGCGCUACUAAGGAAUGAGUUCGUGACACAUUGAUUGCAUAUCCUUUGUGAGAGUUGACGUUGUUUAAAUUUUAUUCUGGGCGCUCAGUACAUUUUGCCAUCCAUCAUGGAGAUACAAACCUGUGGCAAGCCAAUAGAUUCUCUACUUGAGAAAGUCCUUUGCAUGAAUAUUUUAUCGUCUGAUUAUUUCAAGGAGCUCUAUCGAUUGAAGACAUACCAUGAAGUUAUUGAUGAGAUUUACAAUCAAGUUGAUCACGUGGAGCCUUGGAUGACAGGAAACUGUCGUGGUCCUUCAACUGCAUUCUGUCUUCUUUACAAGUUUUUUACUAUGAAGCUUACUGUCAAACAAAUGCAUGGACUGUUAAAACACCCUGAUUCUCCUUACAUAAGAGCUAUUGGCUUUCUCUAUUUGAGAUAUGUUGCUGAUCCAAAGAGUCUGUGGAACUGGUUUGAGCCCUAUGUGAAAGAUGAAGAGGAAUUUUCUCCUGGAUCUAACGGACGCAUGACAAAAAUGGGUGUAUAUAUCCGUGACUUACUCCUUGGACAGUACUACUUCGACACACUCUUUCCCCGCAUCCCUGUUCCUGUAAUGCGACAGGUUGUAUCAAAUCUCGAGAAAUUGAAGCUCCCUACCACGCAUUCUGGUUCAACUGGGGAAUGCACCGCCACCCGCCAUGGUUCUGAUGAGACUGCCCGCAGACCUCCUUCUGUGAAAGCUGCCCUCUCAGUCUCAUUUGGUCAGCGGGCUCCACAUCGUGCUUCGACAAGGGACUCAUCCCCUGUUCGCCGAACUUUACCUGGUCCAUCUCAUGAGAGGAAUGGCAGUGAAGAACGAAGAUCUCCAAGCAGCCGACGCAGUGGAAGCCAUGAAUAUUAUGAAAGGGAUCAGGAGAGGGAAAGGGACCGUGAUCGCUCUCGAUCUAGGGACAGAAACAGGGUUCGGGAUUAUGAUAGGGACAGGGACCGGGAGAGGGAGAGGGACAGAAGGUACUGUGAUCGGGAUAGAGAUCGAGAGAGGGAUAGAGACAGGAGGACAGGGCGAGAGAGGGAUAGAGAGCGGAGUUAUGAUUAUGAUAGGAGGUCUAAGUAUGGAGAGAGAGAAAGUAGCCGUGAUUAUGACUACAGAAGGCACGAUGGUAGUAGGCACUAUCGCAGUCAGAGCAGGAGCCGGAGUAGGAGUAGAAGUCAGAGCUUGCAAGCUGGCCCAGCUCGGUUGGAGACCCAUUCUAGUCCACAGAGGGACGGAGGCAAGGACAAGACAUCGGCUUCCAGUAAUCUAGCUAAACUAAAAGAUAUUUAUGGUGAUUUAAGUGAUAACAAACGUGAUGCCAACACUGAAAGAAUUCCUGGGAGGGAUAACGGAGGCGAAGAGGUAAUUAGACUCGGUGGUUCCACCUGGAAAUACUGAAACAUUUCAUGGAACGCUAGUUGUGUGUUGGAUUACUCUUUGCAAGAAAAUAUAUUGGACCUUUUCCCUUUGUAGCUGCUUCCAUUUGUUGACUGAGAUUUAGACUGACGCUGUCGCUAUGUUAGCAUAUUUAGUUUGACAAGGGGAGACUGUAACAUUAAAAUUUAAACAUAAUUUUCGCUCUGCUA